AGCUCCAACCCCAUCCCAUCAGCCUGCCCCAACUGUUAGGGCCUGUACGUUUGAGGUUCAAGUAGGCCAUUUUGAGUAACCAAACAAAGAUAUCCCAGCCCUGACUUCAGGUCUCCCUCCAAUCCGUCCCCUUGUAGAGCGCACCAGUCACUAUUUGAACAGCUCUGGUUACCUAAGUAAAUGUCCCAUUCAUUUUCUCCAUUGAUAUUUCAGAAAAAUCGUUAUAAAGAGUUUUAAGCCUGUAACCAGGUCAAUCAUCAAUCAGGUUAGCCAUGACCAUUCAACAUUUGAUCCGGGCAAAAUAAAAAAUGGAAAACGGAAAAAAGGCAAAGGUACAACUUUUACCUUUGUUCUUGUAGGCCUACAGUCUUUUACCAUACAAAACUACGUUGGACACAGCUGGUCCCUACUGCAGGCAGUAAUUUGGAGAAAAAAAUCCAUCUGUGUGUACUUCAACCUCUGCGAAAUUGGCUUGAAGAUAGUUGAUGGAUAAAUGGUGAAAUUCCCAGAAUAACUUCAGUGUUAAAGGAACACAAAGGAAGGUGGAAUUUUGUUGAAGAAGGGCUGGAGCAGCGAGCAAAGCUAAUCACAGACAUCCUCCCGGGAACGACAUGCCUCUCUUCACUCCUCUCAAAUUUCUAUAGAAAAAAUAACAAUAUAAUCUGAAUGAUUGCUUAUACAUUUAAAUUUCUUCUUUAAUACGCAGGUGACUCAAAAGGCCAGACAAACUGUGUCUGAUACUGUUUAUCCCCUUUUCAACAAAUUCAGUCCCCUGAGACGCUACAGAGCAGCUAAAGCAACCCAGAACGUCUACAAAGUAUUUUAUACCAAAUCCAUUAACUUUUCCAUGUCUGUUGUUGCUGUCUGUACUGUGGAUGUUGUUAUUAUUCUAUUGAAUUAAUUGUGAUUUACUGUGAUGUAUUUUAACUAGCCUGAGAAAAUACAUUUCCAAAUUUGUAGACGUGGUGUGGAGUAGUAGUUAUGUAGGACUUCUUGAAAUAUUAGUAACCUAUAAUGAUUCUAAUAGGCCUACUAUCAUAUAGCCUAAUUUAAUUAGACUAAUAUCUAGAUGCUAAUUGGCACGUUAGUCAUAUUUUUGUCAUAGAAUCGCUCCCUUCUAUAAAAACAUCCACUUGUACACCCAACCCGACAUGGACGUGUAACUUGAGUUAUCACUUCCCGUCCGACCAGUGGUGAGGGAAGAGGUCGGGAGUCUGUGAGACGCAGCAAGUGGCUUGGGUUUCCGACUCUACUCACGGGUCUACGGCGAGGGAUUAGUUACCUCAGGCCGACGUUACUGUGACGCUGACAGAAGUAUCGGUUGUCGACACCAGUUUCUGUCAGCUCGCUUCUCCACUUGAGUCAACAUGGUGUCUGCGUCUGGCAAUGUGAUGCAAGGCACAUUCUCACCUUCAAACAGAAUCUUGGAGUUGGCCUGCCACAAAUGUUCCAAAACAGUUUUUGUUACAACACCUUGUGAGAAGCUCACCUGGGGAAACCAGGAGACGAUAUGGCCUAUCUGUCGCUCUGCACUGACCGCGCUUCCUUCCAGAAGAACGCAACGCUUGGCCCGGCCGAAGAGAGAUCUCACAGCAGGGGGCCCCGACCACAACAGAAGAGAGGAAGGGAGCUUCUGGAGGAAGACUCCCCCACUAUGUCCUUCCUCCAAGAGGUCCCAGGCUGAGCUGGUCACCCGUCUGUCAGCCCGUCGCCCGCGGCUCAACACCUCAGAGGAGCCAGGCACACUUUACGGCCACACCCCGGAAUGCGGGCCCACCUGUCCCGUGUGGCACGUGGACCUCCGGAUCAGAAACCCCAAACUGUCCCCCCGUCUCCUGGAACUCUCCAGGCCCAAGACCCGCCACCCUCACGUCCAGAGCAAGAAGCAGCUGGGGGCCCCAAACACACAGGCCUUGGAGAAGGGGACCCCAGAGACCUCCAGAGCACAGACCAAGUCCCCCCAGCUGGAGCAUCUGUCUCUGCCCCGGCUGAGGCUCAGCCAGGUCUGCUACCAGCCAGGCCCACCCGAGGAGCCCAUCCGCACUGUUUCCAUGGCAGCACGGAGGGCUAAAGCUUCCCCUCGCAUCGAGCGGCUGGCGACGCCCAAGCAACUCCCUGACGGGUACGCCCCCCCUUCGUGAACCCCCCCAGAUAGCCAGCCUGACCCCACGUACACAAACCCAGCCCCAAGGCUACAUGUCAAGCAGCUGAUUAGUACGCCAAAAUACAGUGUUUGUUAUGCUGAGGCAACGUUUUUUUUGUCUUUUGGUUUGAUAAUUAUCUUUCUGUUCACUUAUAUUGAUUAUCUGUGAACUGCAGACCGAAGCAAUACAAAUGAUUCCUGUUCGAAAGACAGUUUUCAAGCAUUAAGCUUCUACCGGGAGUAAACCGGAUAUGUAGCAAGCACUUAGUCUCUAGCCAUAGAAACGGGGUUCCCCGCACUCAAACGGCCGAUAUAUAACAAUUGGGGCUUUUAAAAUUAGUGCGAUAUUAACGCGGUAACGCAAUCUUAGUUUAAUCUGAUUAAUAAAAAUGUAUGUGUUAAUGCACAUUCAGUAAGUGACUGCCUGAUUACAAUUCCCAAAUUUGUGGUGUUAUUUAUUUGAAUUUAACUCUACUUGUAGUAACUGUUGGUUUACAAUUUCCAAAUCGGUGGUUUUCCGUAAAUUAAAUUUUCCACCCACACUGAGUGAGUCAAUAAAACUCCCUCAAGAUCACUUGGUCAAAUUUGAGCUUAUUAAAUACAUUUGGUAUGAAUGAUAAUAAUCUAAGUUAACUGACCAAUACUAUGCGUUUAUUCCCUAUUUAAAACCCUAAUAGACUGGUUGAAGUCGUAAAAAACGGUGGGUGUGAGGCAGGUAAGAAAUUAAACUGAUACUGAAAAAAGUAUCAAUGCUAUAUAAAUGCUUUUUGAUUGAA
Messenger RNA from Gadus morhua (Atlantic cod), 2919 nucleotides. It is a transcript of the gene spmap2l, whose product is annotated as sperm microtubule associated protein 2 like. Bases 1368 to 2141 code for a protein of 257 amino acids. NCBI's taxonomy places the organism in Eukaryota, Metazoa, Chordata, Actinopteri, Gadiformes, Gadidae. The transcript is spliced from 8 exons. The record is from RefSeq and is a predicted model, not a curated record.